AUGGACAAAGAGUCGGAGUACUCGCACACUGGUUGUGCUGGUGACUUCAAAGGUAAGUACUAUAUCAAGACCGAGCACUAUGACGAAUUCAUGGCACUGUACAACGCGGCACUCAAGAAGAAGAUCCACCUGUCGCUAACUGAAAAGCACAAGGAUCAGUCCCCAAUCUUUAUCGAUUUCGAUUUCAAGCAAGACUCGAGUGAUCGUAUUUACACAGCCGCUCAUAUCAAGGGACUCUAUGACGCCGUCAUCAAGGAAGCCUCUAAUUACGUCUGGUUUGACGAGGAUGCCUUGGAGUGUUUCGUGCUCGAAAAGGCUGCCCCGAGGCCUGACAAGAACCACCCGUAUAAAGACGGUUUCCACCUGCACUUCCCCGACCUCGUCACGUGCCAUUGUGUCCAGCACAUGAUCCGUACGAGACUGUUGGAAUCUGGUACCAUCUCCGGAAUUUUCGCUGACGUGAAGUUCCGCAACAGUUUCGAGGACGUGUACGACUCGGCGGUUAUCGAUAAGAACCCGCUGCUCUUGUACGGCAGUACUAAAGAUGGUACAGGUCCUGCGUACACUUGCACGUACAAGUUGUGGGGCGAAGAGGGUGAACAAGAAGAAUGUGAAGACUCACUAGCUGAUCUGACUGAGCGCCUUUCGAUUCGAAACAAAGAUGUCGCCCUACCUGUACUAGAGGAGAAAAAGGCGGAAGUUGCCGAAUUUGUCGAGAAAAGAAAGGCUAAGGCCGAGGCCGCACCAACCAAGGUUGUACAACCUAAGUGCAACAUAGUACUUCUUGGUGAGGUGGAGCAGUUGAUUGCUAUGCUAUCCCCAGCCAGGGCGGACAACCGGAGCGACUGGAUUGCACUCGGUUCAAGCCUGCACAGUGUCGACGAGGGUCUGCUGCCAGUCUGGGAUACAUUCAGCCAACUAUCUUCGAAGUACCAGGCCGGCGAAUGUGAGAAGCUGUGGUACGACUUCAAACCGGGCAAUACCAUUCGCAGUCUGCACUACUGGGCUAAACUAGACAACCCUGGGCUGUACAAGAAGUACAACGAGACCAGUAUGCAGACGGCUCUCUUGACGUCAUUGUCUGGCAGUCAUUAUGACGUGGCACAGGUCGUAUACUCCAUGUUCAAGUUUGACUACGUCAGCACCAAGGACCAGAAGAACAACCCGACUUGGUACAAGUUUAGCGGGCACAGGUGGGAAGAGUGUGUUGGCGGGGUGGAUUUGCGUAACAAGCUUUCAACCGACGUGUACAAGGCGUUUGUCACUAUGUCCAAGGAGUGCAGCAAAAAGGCGCAGGCUGACGUAGAAGACUCGGAUGAUGACGAAGAAAAGGACGACAGCAGCCUGAGCACACUCUAUCGGAAGAUCGGACGGCGUCUGAAGAACAACACAUUUAAGGGUGCGAUCAUGAAGGAGUGCGCGGACAUCUUCUAUAUGUCCGACAAGGAGUUUACAAGCAAGUUGGACGAAUCGCCGCACCUUUUAGGGUUUGAGAACGGGGUUUACGAUCUUGAUGCAAUGGAAUUCAGGGCUGGUAGGCCCAGCGACUUCUUAACCCUCAGUACUGGCAGUAACUAUACCCCUCAAGUUAACCUAAAAGUUCGGACGAUGCUUCUUGACCUGCUGAAGGAUAUCUACGGUACGGACGAGAUGAUCAAGUACAUGCUUCAAUUUGGUGCGUACACGUUGCACGGAUCGAAGACUGAGGAGAUCAUCCACUUCUGGGUCGGGAAGGGAGGAAACGGCAAGGGUAUUAUGCUAUACCUCUUCAUGAAGGCCCUCGGGGACUAUUGCUACUGCCCCGAUGUGAGCAUUUUUACAGGCUCCAAGAAGAGCAGUAGUGCGGCCAACAGUGAGAUUGCCAAGGGUCAGGGGAAAAGGCUCUGGGCGAUGACCGAGCCAGCCCCUGGGGACAAGUUCAACACCUCCGAGCUCAAGAAAAAGUCUGGCCGAGACCCUAUCCAAGCCAGGCACUUAUACAAGCAGUUCUUCGAAUAUUUGGCUCAAUUUGUCCUUGUUUUCCAGAUGAAUAAUAAAUCGGCACUCGACAGUUAUGACGAGGGUAUGGUUGGAAGGCUCAGACUGAUUGAGCACAAAUAUCAGUUUGUUGCUAACCCGACCAAACCUAACGAGCGCCAUGGCGACGAAAAUCUAAAAAAUAAGAUCUCCGACGACGAGGCGAUCCGCGAGGAAUUUAUGCGGAUGCUUAUCGAGGCACAUGUCGAAAUUAAAAUCAAGGGGAAGGCCAAAACGCCUAAGGCAGUCACCGAGUACACCAAAUCUUAUAUGGAUUCGAACAACGUGGUUGCGUGGGAAGGGUGGGAAGGGUGA
This is a messenger RNA of Klebsormidium nitens, 2331 nucleotides long. The record is from the annotation of a GenBank genome assembly. Lineage: Eukaryota; Viridiplantae; Streptophyta; Klebsormidiophyceae; Klebsormidiales; Klebsormidiaceae.